UUAUUUUGCGGCGAGUGUGUGUGUGAGACAAAAUGGCCGGCCCACCAGCGCUGGACGACAAGUCCCUCUGGCAGGACGAGAAUGACACCCUGGGCGAAGAAGUCCUGCGCAUGUCCGCGGACGAAAUUAUCAGUCGCACGCGACUUCUGGACAACGAGGUGAAAAUCAUGCGGAGCGAGGUGAUGCGCAUAUCCCACGAGCUCCAAGCCCAGAAAGAGAAAAUCAAGGAGAACACCGAGAAGAUCAAAGUUAACAAGACCCUACCUUACCUCGUUUCGAACGUCAUCGAGCUCCUGGACGUCGACCCUCAAGAACUGGGCGAAGAGGACGGCGCCAACGUGGACCUCGACUCCCUGCGCAAGGGCAAGUGCGCCGUCAUCAAGACCUCCACGCGUCAGACAUACUUUCUGCCAGUCAUCGGGCUCGUGGACGCCGAGAAACUCCGCCCGGGAGACCUGGUCGGAGUCAACAAGGACUCGUACCUCAUCCUGGAGACGUUGCCCCAGGAGUACGACUCCCGCGUCAAGGCGAUGGAAGUUGACGAGCGUCCCACCGAGCAGUACAGCGACAUCGGAGGCCUCGACAAGCAAAUCCAGGAGUUAGUAGAGGCGGUCGUACUGCCGAUGACCCACAAGGAGAAGUUCGUCAACCUGGGCAUAAGCCCUCCCAAGGGUGUCCUCCUCUACGGUCCUCCGGGGACGGGAAAGACCCUAAUGGCCAGGGCCUGCGCGGCGCAGACCAAGUCUACCUUCCUGAAGCUAGCGGGCCCUCAGUUGGUCCAGAUGUUCAUCGGAGACGGAGCCAAACUGGUCAGGGACGCCUUCGCGUUGGCCAAGGAGAAAGCGCCCGCUAUCAUCUUCAUCGACGAGUUGGACGCCAUCGGCACCAAGCGUUUCGACUCCGAAAAGGCUGGAGACCGGGAGGUUCAACGUACCAUGCUGGAACUCCUCAACCAGCUCGACGGUUUCAGUUCCAGCGCUGACAUCAAAGUCAUCGCUGCCACCAAUCGGGUCGACAUCUUGGACCCCGCGUUGCUCAGGUCCGGUCGACUGGACCGGAAGAUCGAGUUCCCGCACCCCAACGAAGAGGCCAGGGCGCGCAUCAUGCAGAUCCACUCUCGAAAGAUGAACUUCGACAAGGACGUCAACUUCGAGGAGCUUGCAAGGUGCACGGACGACUUCAACGGGGCGCAGUGCAAGGCGGUGUGCGUAGAAGCCGGCAUGAUAGCCCUGCGACGUGCCGGCGAAAAAGUCACGCACGAAGACUACAUGGACGCCAUCAUGGAAGUGCAGGCCAAGAAGAAGGCAAAUCUCAACUACUACGCGUAGGCCGGGAGGUCACACAAGAUGGUUUCUGUCUUUCCUCUUUUUUUUUUUUUCGUCUGUGCUUCAUUAAAACCAGUCCUUUCAUUCUA
Molecule: messenger RNA, 1414 nt
Organism: Rhipicephalus sanguineus (brown dog tick)
Lineage: Eukaryota; Metazoa; Arthropoda; Arachnida; Ixodida; Ixodidae
Gene: Rpt5
Product: 26S proteasome regulatory subunit 6A-B
Exons: 1
Coding region: 33-1328 (431 amino acids)
Biological process (GO): proteasome-mediated ubiquitin-dependent protein catabolic process
Cellular component (GO): proteasome regulatory particle, base subcomplex
Molecular function (GO): ATP binding; ATP hydrolysis activity; proteasome-activating activity
Source: RefSeq, a predicted model, not a curated record